GCGAGUUAGGCUACGUACAGAGUUGAAGUUCAUUAUCGUGAAAAAAGACAGAUGCGCACAUAACUCCUCACGAAAGCGCAUGAAUCCAUGACCAUCAUCUUGUUCCUCUUAACUGGACAACAAUGGACAAGAAUGGAUUAAUCAGGCAAUGAAUCCAGCCACACAAGUUGAUUCGAUUUCUCAUCUUAAAACGUGGAGCUGGAUGUGUAGUUUUGGACUAUAUUCCUAAGGUGAUGACCACCACGGACCACCUUCCAAACUUCCCUGACUACAGCCAGGUUCUACACAAUUUCUUCCACUCGUCGAGGACCUACACUCAGCCCGGAGUGGUUGUGCGCCACCACACUGCCCUCUGCCGACUCAUUCCAGAAAGAUGAACCAUCAGAUAUGCACACAUUACAAUUACACUGGUAAACUGGAUAACCGCAAGGAAAAGUUAAACGGGCAAACUGACCCAAAAACUAUCGCCUUCCUUAUAUUCUGUUGCGUAAUUGUCUUUGAAAAUGUUAUUGUUCUUGUGGCAAUAUGGAAAAAUCAUAAAUUCCAUAACCGAAUGUAUUUCUUCAUCGGAAAUCUAGCCUUGUGUGACCUUUUGGCGGGUGGAACCUACAUAGUAAAUUUGUUAAUGUCUGGGGAGAAGACGUUUAAUCUCUCACCAGUACUAUGGUUCUUGCGGGAAGGGAGCAUGUUUGUUGCGCUGGGCGCUUCCAUUUUCAGCCUGCUAGCAAUUGCAAUUGAGAGACACCUAACAAUGAUAAAGAUGAGACCAUAUGAUGCCAAGAAAAACGACAGAGUUUUCCUACUUAUAGGCACUUGCUGGCUGAUUGCUGUUUUGCUGGGAGCUUUACCCAUCCUCGGUUGGAACUGCCUUGGUAACCUUCCCGACUGUUCCACUAUCCUGCCUCUCUACUCAAAGAAGUAUGUGGCCUUUUGCAUCACAAUCUUCAUGGUCCUGUUGCUGGCGAUGUCAGUGCUGUACGUUCGCAUCUACACACUGGUAAAGUCUAGCAGUCGUAAAGUCACAAAGCAUAGCAACUCUGAGAGAUCAAUUGCACUUCUGCGUACCGUUAUCAUUGUGGUCGGGGUCUUUAUCGCCUGCUGGACUCCUAUCCUUAUUCUAUUGCUGAUAGACGUGGCGUGUGAGCAUCGCCGUUGUUCCGUGUUACUCAAGGCCGACUGGUUCAUCGCCUUGGCUGUGCUCAACUCGGCCAUGAACCCAGUGAUAUACACCCUAGCGAGCAGAGAAAUGCGUCGAGCGUUUUUCUGUCUAAUGUGCGGCUGUCUCACCAAAUGCAACUCUUCCCCCACCAAACCUGUAUCGGAACCCAGUCGGAGCAAGACCAGCAGCAGCCACAGGGCAAAUGACCAGGAAAAGCCGGAGGUCACAGAGCGACAGGGCACUACAUCUGAGAGGCAGCUUCCGUUGUAAAGGAAAGCUUAGUUAGUGGCUAGCGAGUUGAGAUCUCAUUCAUACCUCAUUAUCUAGCUUCGGAGAAUGUCACACACAUUGCACAUGCGUUUUAAGACUGCAUCUAAGUCUGUGUUGUCAGGUAAUGCCACGACUGACAACGACGAGAGUCUUGCACAAAAUUACUGUUGUUGUAUUGGUUUUUGCAUUUGACACGAGCCUUUGACUCCUAGAUAGUAGAUAAUGGGUCUGGUAAUAACUACCAGUAUACAAAUGCAUGGUUAUGUCAUAGCCCAAUGUAUGGGCCUCUUCCACUAUAUAAGCAUGCAUAAUAUAUCUUAACCCUAUGUCUAUUGAAUAUCAUUCAUUUCAACAAAUCAAUCAAAAAGUACUAAUUCUGGCUCUCAAAUCAUGGCUCUGUUGUUGUUAUUCUUGAUGUUUUUGUUAGUGUCACCAUGUGUGAAGGCCACUGUAAGAGGGAUGACAGCAAACCAAAGUUCACAUUCACAGUUUUAUUGCCAACAGUCAUACAGAAAGAUGAUAACUCAUACAACUGAAAAUUAAACAUGUAAACAUUGUUUGGACUUCACUUUCUGUUUGUUUGUUUGUGUUUGUUUGUCUGUCCAAAAUUCCUGUGAUCCACUGGACUGUAGUGCGGGGAAAUUGAAAUUGAAACAGAGAGAAACUUCGUUGUAUCUCCAGCAGCAAUUCGUCAAUCAUGGCCACUUCACAAAACCUUGGACUGGCUAUUGCACUUUGAAGAGGAAAUCCCAUUGGUACAAAUUAAAGGCACAUUUUCCUAAAUAUAAAUCUUGUAAUGUGUGUUCAGCCAGUUUGCUUACAAUGCCAACAUUUGGGAGUAAUAGCUCAAUUAUUUGCAAGGUCAACUCCUUAAGUUUGCAUGUAAUAAAAUGAAUCUAAAUGAAAUAAUAUAAUUUAUUUUUUCAUCGGGUAACAUAAAAUACAAAAUGUGUUUGGAACUGGAACUGGAAAGGGAAAAUGACCUUGACCUUGUUUCCACAAGGAGUGCUCACUUUUAAAUAGAACACUCCACUUAAUAAAUAACCUACUUUGUAUGUCCAUUAACAUACUAACUAUACACAAGAAUAUAUAGAAUAGUUUUUGUUGUGUCUUCCUUCCUCAUGGCUCCCUUUUAGCUUUAGUUUACCCAAGAGUGUUAUCUGCCAUUUAUAUGCCAAAGUUAGAUUGAAAUAACUAUAAAUGUUUUACUCCAGUUAGGAUAGUAUAGUCUGUUGCUUACAUAGGUAUUUUAGCAAAUAAACUAAAUCAGGAUGGAGACUGACCAACUGCAAGCUCAUCAGCUAAAUAUGACCCAUCACAUCAGUUUAAAACAGUGCAAUUGAUUGUUUUUAUUAUGACCUGCAGUCAUCAGUGAAAACCUGGCUGUAACAGUAACUGAAGUUGAAAUUUGAAAUUGUAUUAUUCCUCAAAGUGCUUCCAA
Messenger RNA from Alosa sapidissima (American shad), 2870 nucleotides. Its product is annotated as sphingosine 1-phosphate receptor 3. The transcript has 2 exons. Bases 374 to 1429 code for a protein of 351 amino acids. Gene Ontology annotation, biological process: G protein-coupled receptor signaling pathway. Gene Ontology annotation, molecular function: sphingosine-1-phosphate receptor activity. The record is from RefSeq and is a predicted model, not a curated record. NCBI's taxonomy places the organism in Eukaryota, Metazoa, Chordata, Actinopteri, Clupeiformes, Clupeidae. Gene Ontology annotation, cellular component: membrane.